Molecule: messenger RNA, 634 nt
Organism: Athene cunicularia (burrowing owl)
Lineage: Eukaryota; Metazoa; Chordata; Aves; Strigiformes; Strigidae
Product: cytochrome b-c1 complex subunit 10
Exons: 3
Coding region: 58-351 (97 amino acids)
Biological process (GO): mitochondrial electron transport, ubiquinol to cytochrome c
Cellular component (GO): mitochondrial inner membrane
Source: RefSeq, a predicted model, not a curated record
GGUGACGUGCUGCAGGGUGGCUUUCGGUUUUCUGCUUCCUCUCUCAGCCUUGCGUGCAUGUGUUCUCCUGGGCUGCGUGCCCCUCUUUGGGGGCCACAGAGCCCCCACAAAGCUUCCUUCAGUCACACAGGGAAUCAGGGGAGAGGCUGCUUUCCCCUGGGUGCGUUUUCGAGUUUCUCUUUUCCCAGGCGGCAGCAGCUGAGCUGCGUCACGGUCGAACAGCAGAACUGGACUCCCACCCUUGUUACAUGGGGUGGUGUAGCUGGUACUGGUGUAAUAUGGAUCACAGACUGGAAGCUGGUCCUUCAGUAUGUUCCCUACAUCGGUGGCAAGUUUAAAACUGAAGACUAAGCUUCCCUCUAAUGGAAAUUUAUUGCUGGAUAGAGUGUUUUGGAGCCAUCCAUCCGCUGAGACUCUGCUUUGAGGUGAACUUGAAAUGCCCAAUACAGAUUCUGCAACAAGUCACGGUGUCCCUCUCUCUCCCAUGAACAGUUGUGACCGCUUGGUUGUGAACAAAUUUAACUUCACUGACCAGCCUGCGUAGUACCCUUCCCCUGAUCACUGUCACAGCAGAGCUCGUCCCAAUGGGAGUAAUUUAUAAACCUGUUGAAUGAAAUAAAUGAAAUGAAUGAUG